AUGGCGGAGACGGCGAUCGCGGCGGUGCUGUCCAAGUUCGGCGAGCUGGCGGCGAGCGAGGCCAAGAUCCUGCUGGAGGUGGGCGACAACAUGACGCUGCUCCGUGAUCGUCUGGAGUGGCUGCAGGCCUUCAUCCGCGACGCCGACCGGAAGCGCCGUGCCGGCACCGACCAGCUGACUCGCGUGUGGGUGCGCCAGACGCGCGACGUCGCGUUCGAAGCCGAGGACACGCUCGAUGAAUUCAUUUACCAGGUUGACCUGAAAAGCCAGGGUUAUCGAUGCUGGAAGAAAGUGUGGCGCAAAUAUUUGACUGGUUUCUGCACCCAAAUUCUCAGCCGACAUGCGUUGUCUGCCCGGAUCAAAAGUAUCAAUACGAGGCUUGCAAAAAUCUCAGAAAACCAAAAGGAGUACAACAUCGGGCAUACACCAUUAGCGCCAGUGACGUCUUCCACUACAGCCACUUCAGCAUGCAUGUACAAUGCGCUAAUUAGAGGGGGUGAUGAUUAG
Miscanthus lutarioriparius is the source of this 507-nucleotide messenger RNA. Lineage: Eukaryota; Viridiplantae; Streptophyta; Magnoliopsida; Poales; Poaceae. The record is from the annotation of a GenBank genome assembly.